Lates calcarifer (barramundi perch) is the source of this 1862-nucleotide messenger RNA. Its product is annotated as CD209 antigen-like protein C. The record is from RefSeq and is a predicted model, not a curated record. The coding region runs from base 207 to 923 and encodes 238 amino acids. The transcript has 8 exons. NCBI's taxonomy places the organism in Eukaryota, Metazoa, Chordata, Actinopteri, Centropomidae.
CUUAAGACUUAUGUACUUGAUCAUUUAGCAAAGCAUUAAAUUGUACUCAGUACAAAUUUCCUCUUUUAACAUGACUGGCAGCUGUCACUGAGCAUCUUUACCACUUCCUCAGAGCUUCAUAGAAACUACUGAAACCAUCAAGAGUUUAGUCAUUUACAUGUAACAUCUUGUGCUGCAGUUGAUCCUUUGUAAUAUAAUCAGCAUCAAUGGAAGAAGUCUAUGUUAAUGUUGAAUACACCAAAUCUGGGGACUCAACAAUUCCAACAAAUCAGGCAGGUCUGAGGAGCUCAAAGAGGAGAUAUCAUGGAGCUGUUGUUCUCUGUUUGGGGCUGCUGAGUGUUUUCCUGCUGGCUGGACUCAUCGGACUUGGUGUCCACUACCAUGGUUCAGUACACAGGCUAGCUGCAGAGCUCUCUGCUAUCAAAGCCAACUUGAGUGAGCAUCUCCAGAUCAGUGAUAAGUUUUCUUCCCUGACUGAAGAGAGAGACUUGCUGAAAGCCAACCUCUUGGAAAUGACAAAAGAGCGGGACAAGCUUCAGUGGUUGCUCCAACAGAAGACAACGUGUCCUACAGGAUGGACAAAUUUCAGUUGUUCCUGUUACCUCCUCUCUGAUGAGUCUGGCUCCUGGGAUCAAGGCAGAGAGAACUGCAGAGCCAGAGGAGCAGAUCUGGUGGUUAUAGACAGUCCUAAAGAGCAGGAAUUUCUCUUGGGAUUCACCUCACGAUCAGCUUGGAUUGGUUUGAGUGACAGAGAUGAGGAGGGGACCUGGAAAUGGGUUGACAAAACUCCACUGAAUCUGACGUCCAAGGAGCUCUCAGAGGACCUUUCAUGGAGCUGUUGUUCUCUCUCUGGGCCUGAUAAGUGUUUUCCUGCUGGCUGGGUUCAUCAGCCUCAGUGUCCAGUACCGUUCCUUGGUACGUGAUUCGGCUACAGAACUCUCUGCCAUCAAAGCCAACCUGACUGAACAUCUCCAGAUCAGUGAUAACAAACUCUCCUCCCUGGCUGAAGACAGAGACCAGUUAAAUGCCAGCCUCAUCAAAAUGACUGAAGAGUUGGACAGACUUCAGACUUUGUCCAAACAGAGUACUGGAUGAAGGGUCAGCCAGAUAAUGGUGGUAAAGAUCUACGAUGGGGUGAAGAAGACUGUGCACAUCUGCAGGUUCACACGAAAACUGAAGAAAACUGGAAUGAUCUGCGGUGUGAUGCCUCUAAGCAGUGGAUCUGUGAAAAAGUGCCAUAGCAUAGAAUGAGUUUUUGAAAAAGAAAAUUUGUCAGUUUGUCAAUAUUGUAUGAGUAAGUGAUGAUGCAAGAAAAACACACAAAAAAGCCUUUCUUUAUGUGAAUUAAGUAAAUAAGGAGAAACAGAAAGUGUGAGUUAUAAAUAUGUAAGGGGUUGGAGGCCCUUUAUCUGCUUAAGCUACUAUAUCAGAAAACCACAUAUUUUGUCAUUUAAUUUUAAAAACUUGGAUAAAGACAUUUAAACUCAUAUUCACUGCUCUGGUCACCAUUUCACCUGACUAAUAUGAUCCCUUUCUCAGAUUUCCCUGCAAUUACUUUCACAUUAUAUUUGUACCACAGUGUACAGUGUAUUUAUUUCUAUGCAACUGUUAAUGACUUAAGAGUCAGUUGUCACACUACAAAUUUCCUUUUUCAACAUGAACAACCGCUAUCACUGGUCAUCUUUACCACUUCCUCAGAGCUUCAGAGAAACUAUUGAAACCAUCAAGAGUUUUUUCAAAAGUUUUUAUAAACCAUCAAGUCAUUUACAUGUAAUAUAUCUUGUGCUGUAGCUGAUCCCUUAUAAUAUACUCACUAUCAAUGGCAGAAGUCCAUGUUAAUGUUGAAUACACCAAAUCUGGGG